Molecule: messenger RNA, 3345 nt
Organism: Ostertagia ostertagi
Lineage: Eukaryota; Metazoa; Nematoda; Chromadorea; Rhabditida; Trichostrongylidae
Source: the annotation of a GenBank genome assembly
AUGCAAAGCCACGCUGUAACAAGUAUGAUAGUACCGAAGCUCGACAAAGCCGAACAAGAUUUACAUCCUUCACGCUUCGCACAGUGCCAGUCAGAUGUGCAGGGAGGGAGGAGGAAGACCCAGCCGAGUAAAGCUGAACUUCACUUGCCUACUUCCAUGCCGUAUCCGAAACGGGCACGUGCAGCGAAGCCAGCAGCAGAUGUUGACGUCGAGACUGGGACUGCGAUUGAUGAAGGUGAAGCGUCGUUGGGAAAUGAACUGGAGUUGGAUGUCAACCCAGAACCAAUCCACGAGCACGAACUUCUCGAAGAAGAUGGCCUCAUAGAAGGCGCUGAAGAAGUUGAGGUCGAAUAUGUCGAUGAUAAUGGUAUUCCUGUUCCUGAGAUGGCUGAAGAGGUUGUCAUGGAAGGAGAUUAUGUGGAAGAGUAUAUUGAAGAGCCGAUGCAGGAAGAUGACAUGGCGGAAUCUCUAGUAGCGUUGUCGCUCCGAAGUGGUGAGUAUCGUGAUAAAGGUGGCACUGAAUACCCGAUGCAGGAAGAUGACAUGGCGGAAUCUCUAGUAGCGUUGUCUCGAAGUGGUGAGUAUCGUGAUAAAGGUGGCACUGAAUACGUAGUGGACAACCUUGAGAGACGAAGACAACCACGGAUUCUCAGACGGUUCACCCCUCAACAUCAACAAUUUGCCGAUCAAAGCUACGUUGACUCUCGGCAAAUCUUGGUCGAUGAAUAUCAACCAGUUGCAUCUGCUGGACGAGACACGAGAUUUACUCCUAAGUAUCCGGUUGCUGUUGCGAGGAGAGGGAUUCACACUGGUCGGAGCCCAUUUCCCAAGCCUGAUUGGAGAGAAGAUCAGUGCAAGAAAUUGUUGGUUUGCGAUGUGUUCGAGUCGUUGCCGGAACACAAGCAAGAGGCAUUCAAAAAGCUUAUGGAUAUAAUGGGAACAAGCGUUCCUGGAUAUCGUUCUCCGUCUAAACGAAAGUAUCCCGAGAAUUCUCCGGGCUACUAUCCUGACACAGACACAGAAUCCAUCAGUGCUCGUCAUGCGCAGAAAAAUUCGAGGUCAUCAAACUAUGCCGAGGGACGCUUUGCUGAGGCGCCGAGAUUUCUUGUCACUAGCCCGAGCUCGCGUUCUACGCGGGUACUGGCCAUGAUUCCUUUUGAAGAAAAGGUUAAUCCAGAGAAUCAGGAGCGUGUUGAUACUGCUGAUAUGCCGGAACUGAUACAAAACGAUAUUCACGAAGGUGAACGGUCUGUGGAUAACGAAGUUGACGAGGGUGGAGACGUGGACAUUGAAACGUAUGAAGAAGAUACUUCACGUGAGCAACGUAAAUCGACCCUAUGGCUUGACAAUAAAGGUCGCGUUGUAGAUGUCGUUCCUGGUCGAGGUGCGGCUUACCCCGAAAUGCGAGAGGAAACGUUUGGAUGCCCCGAAUUACGUGUUCUUCCCCAUAAUAAAGACGGUCAGGAUGAACGGUUUUGUCCGUCAUGUAGAAUGACAAUGAAGAGAUCCAUCUACUACCAUCAUGGACGUCUAAUUCGAAAAUAUGGCCGCUGUGAUAUAUUCACUCCGAAACGCUUCCCAUGUGGAUCUCCAGGAUGCCACGAGAGGCUAGGAACUCUUGAAAGACUGUGCGAGCACAUGUACCAAGUUCACAGAGCUCCAACAGACAUCAAGCGGAAGGUGUUCGAAAAUGAGACCCAGUUUGAGGAAUUUUUGCGCGAAUUGGAGAGCCGUGGUGGUAAUUUCCGAAUGUCAAGAGGCAACAAGACAAUAAAGGAGGGCAUUGUACAAUAUUUCCGUUGCAAUCGGAUAUUUUCCAUAGCAAAGGAUAAAGCUCUACGGAUAGUUGAUGACAUAAAUGCUGGCACAUACGAGGCUAUAAAGGAUAUAACACAGCCGAUGGAUCCUUUCGGAAAAGAAACGAGUACGAAGCCGUAUCUCCGCACUGAGGAGGCUUGCACAGCAUUCUUCAGAAAGACGUACCUGAAUGAUGGAACCAUCGAAGUGCGGUAUUGUGAUUACCACCUCCAUGGGGAUGAAAGGUUACGUCUCCCUACGGCAAUCCGUAAUCGCAUCUACGAAAUGACCAAGAAGAAGUUACCGUUACCUGUAAUUGUAAUGGUGCUCCACAGAGAAUGCCAUCGGUUUUGCAUGCCUGGAACAGCGCUUGAACGACGAAUCAUGGCUGUAACUCCACGAGAAGUGCAGUUGGUGGCUCAGUCGGUCCAAAGGCGACUCGAUUCUGCUUCGAGGCGAAAGAGGUUGAAUGAGAAUUCCGAACAAAGUGCAAAUGGUGGAGAACGAAAUGAAGACGAUCACCAGCGAGAACGAGAAGAUCAUGAAGCAGCCGAGAAUAUUCUUGAACCUGCUGACGCUGAUGACAGCCAUGAGAAUUUGAUUGAAAUACAAGAAGACGACAGUGGUGGAAGUCAAGAAACUGCUCUUGACUUUUCAACAGAAGGUCGUGGAGAAGGAGGGGAGUUAACAGAGUUGGAAUUGGCUAUGUUAGAGGAGUACGAGCAAAACCGUGGUGUUAUUUUGACAGAUUUCCAAAGUCUGAAGAGGGAAGAAAAUAGAAAAAGGUUAUGCCGAGAACGCGUACGAGCUAAGAUUUACACGCUUGGACGGGCAAUGAGGAAUAUUCAAUUCUCUGACUUCGAAUGCGAUCUUCUUAUUCGAUCAGAGCAAAUGUUGGAAAACAUAGUAGAAUUGUGGAAUGCACGAAUGGAAACCGCCUGUAAAGGAAAUCAAAACAAGCAGCUACCCCAGCUGCCAAAGCGGGAACUGAUUUCUGAAAAACGUGAAGCAACAACUCUUCGCGAUCACAGCAAAGAAGACAUGACUUCUUCGCAACGAAGUGAAUCCACUUCGGAGGUGACUGUUUCACCCGAAGUUCCUGCUGUUCCUUCAUCUGAGUCCGCCACUGUAGAAACCGCCAACACAUCAGAGGAACUACCACAGAAGAUCGCCGAAGGUGAUGCUUCGUCUGAAGCCACUCCAUCUGCUGCUCCAUCGAGUGCCAAAACUACGAGGUCAUCGCGGGCCAGGUCUCGACGCGCACCUCCGAGUAGAAAAACAAAUAAAGGAAGAAUACCCUUCUCACUCCCCCACGCCCUCCACUUCACCUCCGGCACAACCCGCGGUGUCCAGACUCGGCCGUGUGAUCAAACGCAAGAAAAUCUUGGAUGUAUGAUUAUUGUGAAUACUUUUUCGUCUUGUUACAUCUUCACGCUUGCAGUUUUGAUGUGCAUGGUUCCUGUAACCCAUGGUAACUGUAGAAGUCUUUUCUUUUCUUUACACUGUAUUCUAUUAUACUCGGUUUACAAUAAAUCAUUCAGAAGAUAC